AUGCCUGACACAUCAGGAGCCAACGGCACCAACGGCCGGACGGUGCCUGUUGGUAAUGGCAAGGCCACCUACGCCGAGAAGCACAAUAUCGCAGAACACUUCAUUGGAGGCAGCAGGCUGGAAAAUGUCUCCCCUAGCAAGGUCAAGGAUUUUGUUGCACAACAUGACGGACACACUGUCAUCACAAACGUCUUGAUCGCCAACAACGGUAUUGCCGCCGUCAAGGAAAUUCGAUCCGUCCGGAAAUGGGCCUACGAAACGUUCGGCGACGAGCGGGCCAUUCACUUCACCGUCAUGGCUACUCCCGAAGAUCUGCAAGCCAAUGCAGAUUACAUCCGAAUGGCUGACCACUAUGUCGAAGUGCCCGGUGGCACCAACAAUCACAAUUACGCCAACGUCGAGCUGAUUGUGGACAUUGCUGAGCGUAUGAAUGUACAUGCUGUCUGGGCUGGUUGGGGUCACGCCUCCGAGAACCCUAAGCUGCCCGAGUCUCUGGCCGCCUCACCGAAUAAGAUCGUCUUCAUUGGCCCUCCAGGGUCUGCCAUGCGAUCCCUCGGUGAUAAAAUUUCCUCCACAAUUGUUGCUCAGCACGCUUCUGUUCCUUGUAUUCCCUGGUCAGGAACUGGUGUCGACGCCGUUGAAAUCGACAAGAAGGGUAUUGUUACAGUUGCAGACGACAUCUACGCCAAGGGCUGUGUGAGAUCGUGGCAGGAAGGUUUGGAAAAGGCAAAAGAAAUUGGCUUCCCCGUCAUGAUUAAGGCUUCCGAGGGUGGUGGCGGUAAAGGUAUCCGUAAGGCUGUGAGCGAAGAAGGCUUCGAAGCUCUCUACAAGGCCGCGGCCAGCGAAAUUCCCGGAUCCCCCAUCUUCAUCAUGAAGUUGGCAGGCAAUGCCAGGCACUUGGAAGUUCAGCUUCUUGCUGAUCAGUACGGAAACAAUAUUUCUCUUUUUGGCAGAGAUUGUUCCGUCCAGCGACGUCAUCAGAAGAUUAUCGAGGAGGCUCCCGUCACCAUCGCCAAGCCCGACACCUUCAAGGCCAUGGAGGAUGCCGCUGUUCGCUUGGGCAAGCUGGUUGGUUACGUUUCUGCUGGUACGGUGGAAUACCUGUACUCGCACGCAGACGACAAGUUCUACUUCCUGGAGCUGAACCCCCGUCUCCAAGUCGAGCAUCCUACCACCGAAAUGGUCAGCGGUGUUAACCUACCGGCUGCCCAGCUUCAGAUUGCCAUGGGUCUGCCUCUGCAUCGCAUCCGCGACAUUCGAGUCUUGUACGGCGUGGACCCCAGAACCUCGGGUGAGAUCGACUUUGAAUUCAAGAGCGAGGGCACUGCUCAAGCUCAGCGUCGCCCUACUCCCACUGGCCACACUACUGCUUGCCGUAUCACCUCUGAGGAUCCUGGUGAGGGUUUCAAGCCCUCCAAUGGUGUCAUGCAUGAGUUGAACUUCCGAAGUAGCUCAAAUGUUUGGGGCUACUUCUCCGUCGGUACCCAAGGUGGUAUUCACAGUUACUCUGACAGUCAAUUUGGUCACAUAUUUGCCUAUGGCGAGAACCGACAGGCUUCCCGGAAACACAUGGUUGUUGCCCUCAAGGAAUUGAGCAUUCGUGGUGACUUCAAGACGACUGUCGAAUAUCUCAUUAAGCUGCUUGAAACUGAGGCCUUUGAGGACAACACCAUCUCCACAGGCUGGCUGGAUGAGCUCAUCUCAAAACGCCUCACGGCUGAGAGACCUGACACAAUGUUGGCUGUCGUUUGCGGUGCCAUUACCAAGGCUCAUAUUGCUAGCGAAGCUUGCAUAGCCGAGUAUCGUGCCGGCCUGGAAAAGGGUCAGGUCUCCUCCAAGGAGAUUCUGAAGACAGUCUUCAACAUUGACUUCAUCUACGAGGGUUUCAGAUACAAGUUCACCGCUACUCGUGCUAGUGCUGACAGCUAUCACCUCUUCAUCAACGGCUCCAAGUGCACUGUCGGCGUUCGCGCCCUCAGUGAUGGCGGCCUGCUGAUUCUUCUCGACGGUCAUAGCCACAAUGUCUACUGGAAGGAGGAGGUAGGCGCCACUCGUCUGUCUGUUGAUAGCAAGACUUGCUUGCUCGAACAGGAGAACGACCCGACUCAGUUGCGCACCCCCAGUCCUGGCAAACUAGUUCAGUACGCUGUUGAGAAUGGUUCCCAUGUAAAGGCUGGCCAAACCUAUGCUGAAGUCGAGGUAAUGAAGAUGUACAUGCCUUUGGUCGCCCAGGAAGAUGGUAUUGUUCAGCUCAUUAAGCAACCCGGCGCUACUCUCGAAGCCGGCGACAUCUUGGGUAUUCUGGCCCUGGAUGACCCCAGCCGCGUCAAGCAGGCCCAGGCCUUUGUCGACAAGCUGCCUCCGUAUGGUGACUCUGUGGUUGUUGGUUCCAAGCCUAGCCAGCGCUUCUCCGUUCUGCGCUCCAUCAUGUUCAACAUCUUGAAUGGGUAUGAUAACUCGGUCAUCAUGGCUUCCGCUCUCAAGGAGCUCAUUGAAGUCCUCCGCAACCCUGAGCUUCCCUACAGCGAGUGGAAUGCUCAGUUUUCAGCUCUGCACGCCCGCAUGCCUCAGAAGCUAGAUGCACAAUUUGCUCAAAUUGUUGAGCGAGCCAAGUCUCGCCACGCCGACUUCCCAGCCAAGGCUCUGCAGAAAGCAUUCCAAAAGUUCCUUGAAGAGGGCCUCCCCGCAAACGACGCUGAAACCUUGAAGACGACUCUCGCUCCCCUGUCUGAAGUUCUCGAUGCUUAUUCUGAGGGCUCAAAGGUUCAUGAGCUCAACUUCAUCCAGUCCUUGAUCGAGGCGUAUGUUGAUGUUGAAAAGUUGUUCCUCAGCCAAGCUCAAGAGGACAGCGUUAUUCUCAGACUUCGUGACCAGAACAAGGAUAAUCUUGCCAAGGUUGUGCAGACAGUCCUCUCGCACAGUCGUGUCAGUGCCAAGAGUUCACUCAUCCUUGCUAUUCUCGAUGAAUACCGCCCCAACAAGCCUAACGUUGGUAACAUAAGCAAGUACUUGCGUGAGCCCCUGCGCAAGCUGACUGAGCUCUCAUCUCGUUCUACUUCCAAGGUAUCUCUCAAGGCUCGUGAGAUCAUGAUCCAGUGCUCUCUUCCUUCGCUUGAGGAGCGUACUGCUCAGAUGGAGCAUAUCCUGCGAUCAUCAGUCAUUGAGUCUCGCUACGGAGAGAGUGGUUGGGACCACCGUGAGCCGAACCUCGAUGUCAUCAAGGAAGUUGUCGACUCCAAGUACACUGUCUUCGACGUCCUUCCUCUCUUCUUUGCCCACGAGGACCCCUGGGUGGGGCUGGCUGCCCUGGAAGUCUAUGUUCGCCGGGCCUACCGUGCCUACAUAUUGAAGCAGAUUGACUAUCACAAUGACGAGACUGACUCUCCCCAAUUCGUCUCUUGGGAUUUCCAGCUGCGUAAGAUUGGCCAGUCCGAGUUUGGUCUUCCGCUGCAGUCCGCUGCCCCUUCUACUCCAGGUACGCCUGGCGUUCCGGAUAUGAACGUCAAGCGCAUUUACUCCAUCAGCGACAUGUCUUACCUGACCAGCAAGUGGGACGAGGAGCCUACUCGGAAAGGAAUCAUUAUUCCAUGCAAGUACCUCGAUGAUGCUGAAGAGCUUCUCCAGAAGGCCCUCGAGACGCUGGCCUUCCACAACAAGCAGAAUCGCCAGCAUAAUGCCACUGCCAUUCUCAAAGACCUCAGCGGCAAGCGCAAGCCGUUCAAUUCAGUUCAGAAAGAUGUCAAGACUGACGACGAGCUGUCUGCCGUCCUCAAUGUUGCUGUCCGCGAUGCCGAGAGCAACGACGACAAAGAACUCUUGACCCGCAUCAAGCCCAUCGUGGAGCAAUUCCGAAGCGAGUUAUUGGUCCGUGGUGUGCGUCGCCUGACAUUCAUCUGCGGUCACGGUGACGGUUCUUAUCCCGGUUACUUCACUUUCCGAGGCCCUGAGUAUCUUGAGGAUGACAGUAUUCGUCACAGCGAACCCGCUCUUGCAUUCCAGCUUGAGCUGGGCCGUCUUGCCAAAUUCCACAUCAAGCCCGUAUUUACUGAGAACAAAAAUAUCCACGUGUACGAGGCGAUUGGUAAGGCUGUCGACACUGACAAGCGAUACUUUACCCGUGCUGUCAUCCGUCCUGGUCGUCUUCGCGACGAGAUUCCUACUGCCGAGUAUCUCAUCUCCGAGGCUGACCGCGUCAUUAAUGACAUCUUUGAUGCUCUUGAGAUUAUUGGCAACAACUCUUCUGAUCUUAACCACAUCUUCAUGAACUUUACCCCCGUGUUCCAACUCGACCCCAAGGCUGUUGAACAGAGUCUGCAAGGAUUCUUGGAUCGUUUUGGGGCCCGUGGCUGGCGACUGCGUGUUGCCCAGGUGGAAAUCCGUAUUAUUUGCACGGAUCCCCAGACCAGCACUCCCUACCCACUUCGUGUCGUCAUCACCAAUACUUCUGGCUAUGUCGUGGACGUCGAUAUGUAUGCCGAGCGAAAAUCGGAGAAGGGCGAGUGGGUUUUCCACAGUAUCGGUGGUACCAGCGAAAAGGGACCCCUUCAUUUGCUCCCCGUCAACACGGCGUAUGGAACCAAGAAUGCUCUACAGCCUAAGCGAUACAAGGCUCACCUCAUGGGAACUCAGUACGUCUAUGAUUUCCCUGAGCUCUUCCGUCAGGCUAUCCAGAACACCUGGGCCAAGGCUGUCAAAGACCAGCCUGCUCUGGCUUCCCAGCAGCCCAAGGUUGGCGACUGCGCAUCCUACACCGAACUUGUUCUCGAUGACAAGGACACGCUUCAGGAGGUCAACCGUGAGCCUGGCACCAACGCUUGCGGUAUGGUCGGUUGGAUCUUCAAAGCUCGCACGCCCGAGUACCCUACCGGUCGCCGGUUCAUUGUCGUCGCUAACGACAUUACUUACAACAUUGGUUCCUUUGGUCCCAAGGAGGACAACUUCUUCAACAAGUGCACCGAGUUGGCUCGCAAGCUUGGCAUUCCACGCAUCUAUCUGUCUGCUAACUCUGGUGCCCGCCUGGGUCUUGCUAAUGAGUUGAUGCCCUUCUUCAAGGUCGCAUGGAAUGAUCCUGCCAAGCAGGACGCCGGCUUCCGCUACUUGUAUUUGGACGAGAAGACCAAAGAGAACUUCAAAGACGAUGUCAUCACAGAGGAGGUUACCGAAGAUGGUGAGAAACGCCACAAGAUUGUCACCAUUGUCGGACGGGAGGAUGGUCUUGGUGUUGAAUGUCUCAGAGGAUCCGGCCUCAUCGCCGGUGCCACCAGCCGUGCUUACAAUGACAUUUUCACCGUGACCUUGGUCACCUGCCGAUCAGUUGGUAUCGGUGCCUACCUAGUCCGUCUUGGCCAGCGUGCCGUCCAGAUUGAGGGCCAGCCCAUCAUCUUGACCGGUGCCCCGGCUUUGAACAACUUGCUUGGUCGUGAGGUGUAUACUUCUAACCUGCAGCUCGGAGGUACUCAAAUCAUGUACCGCAAUGGCGUUUCUCACAUGACUGCCAACGAUGAUUUUGCUGGUGUUUCUCGUAUCGUCGAGUGGAUGUCAUUUGUGCCCGAGAAGCGCAACGGGCCCAUCCCUGUCAGCCCCAGUUCUGACUCCUGGGACCGUGACGUUGUUUACUGUCCACCCCAGAAACAGGCCUUUGAUGUUCGCUGGAUGAUUUCCGGCAAGCGUGACGAAGACGGCAGCUUCCAGAGCGGCCUGUUUGAUAAGGACUCCUUUGUCGAGACCCUUGGCGGCUGGGCACGAACUGUUGUUGUCGGCCGUGCUCGUCUUGGCGGCAUCCCCAUGGGCGUCAUCGCGGUUGAGACUCGCUCUGUUGAGAACAUUACUCCCGCCGAUCCCGCCAACCCCGACUCUAUCGAGCAAGUCACCAAUGAGGCUGGUGGUGUCUGGUACCCCAACUCGGCUUUCAAGACGGCGCAGGCCAUUAAUGACUUUAAUUAUGGUGAGCAGUUGCCAUUGAUGAUUCUGGCUAACUGGAGAGGGUUCUCUGGUGGUCAGCGAGACAUGUACAAUGAAGUCCUCAAGUACGGUUCGUUCAUCGUCGACGCACUCGUCAAGUACGAGCAGCCCAUCUUCGUGUACAUCCCACCAUUUGGUGAGCUCCGUGGCGGAUCUUGGGUCGUCGUUGAUCCCACCAUUAACCCUGUUGCCAUGGAGAUGUACGCCGAUGUUGAGGCCCGCGGUGGUGUUCUCGAACCCGAGGGUAUCAUUGGUAUCAAGUACCGCAAGGAAAAGCAGCUCGAGACCAUGGCCCGCAUGGACACCACCUAUGCCAACCUGAAGAAGCAGCUCGAGAACAGCGACUUGACUCCCGAGGAAGCCGCUGAGAUCAAGAAGAAGGUCGUUGUUCGGGAGAAGGAGCUGCUACCAGUCUACGCCCAGAUUGCUGUGCAGUUUGCCGACCUGCACGACCGCGCUGGACGCAUGAAGGCCAAGGGCACGAUUCGCGACUCACUGGAGUGGGUCAAUUCCCGGCGAUACUUCUACUGGCGUCUGCGUCGCCGUCUGAACGAGGAGUAUAUCCUCCGACGCAUGGCCAGCAGCGUUUUGUCGUCAUCCCGCGACUCCAGCCCUUCCAAGGGCACUGAUCUGCGAGCUGGCCACCUGCACCUGCUGCAAAGCUGGUCCGGCAUUGUCAACUUUGACACCAGUGAUAGAGAAGUUGCCGAGUGGUACGAGAAGGAGAGAAAGACUAUUGGAGAGAAGGUUGAUGCCCUCAAGGCAGAGCACCUUUCGGCGGAAGUUGCUGAGGUGGUCCGCACGCAGAAGGCUGCGGGGUGGAAGGGUGUUCGCGAGGUACUGAGAGUCAUGCCCGUUGAGGAGCGGGAGGCGAUUCUCAAGUACCUCAAGGAAUAA
Metarhizium brunneum ARSEF 3297 is the source of this 6858-nucleotide messenger RNA. It is a transcript of the gene cut6, whose product is annotated as Acetyl-CoA carboxylase. The record is from RefSeq and is a predicted model, not a curated record. Gene Ontology annotation, molecular function: ATP binding; acetyl-CoA carboxylase activity; metal ion binding. Gene Ontology annotation, cellular component: mitochondrion. Lineage: Eukaryota; Fungi; Ascomycota; Sordariomycetes; Hypocreales; Clavicipitaceae. Gene Ontology annotation, biological process: fatty acid biosynthetic process.